AUUCGUAAAUCCAGCCAGCUGGGCGAACUGUGGCUAGGCCGCUCAGUCUACCGAACCUAACCGAUUCGCUUUCCCCGUCUCUCUCACAGUCUCACUCCCCAUGGAAACUGCGUCCGAGUUCAACAUUCCUUUCUAGACUGCAAAAGCAAAAACCUCCCACACCAGAAAUAUAUCUUCUCUUCCUGCUCACCUCGUCCAUUUAGGCAAUCAGUAUGCAUAACUUAAACAUGGCGCUGCUCUCCUCCUCUUCUUCUUCUUCUCCGAAAUUGGUUAUUGGAUAUCCCACUUCACUCCAAAACCCUACUCCCAGUGGAAGAACCCUUCCCUUCCACCUCCGGAAUUGCCUGAUUCCCCCACACCGUUCCAGAAUUUCCAUCUCAGCUUCGUCCAGUGGCUCCAGCAGCUCUGCACACCCUCCACAGUCGCACUCGGAGGCUGCUCGUUCUACUAAUUCCGGACAUGGGAACUUUGGGCCUAGCUUAUUCGCUAGCAUUUCCUCAUCGAGUGGUCAGCAGACAUCUUCUGUUGGUGUUAGCUCACAGCCUGUGCCUACCGCUCCUUCACAAGUUGGGUCACCUCUCUUUUGGGUUGGAGUCGGUGUUGCUUUCUCUGCGCUUUUUUCAUGGGUGGCUUCAUACUUGAAGGUCAGUUUUCUUGACUUGCAAGGUGUAUAUAAAUAUGCAAUGCAGCAAGCUAUGAAAACUAUGAUGAACCAGAUGAAUACUCAAAAUAGCCAAUUUGGCAACGCUCCCAUUUCGCCUUUUCAAUUCCCAAUGCCUACAACUUCUGUGCCUGAUACCUCACCUUCACGCACAACUUCACCACCAUCUUGGCCUGCUGCACCUUCGUUUUCUGCAUCCUCAGCAACCGAGGUUGCUACCCCACCACCUCCUAGUGUUUCUCUACCGAGGGCGACCAUAGACGUUUCUACAACGAAGGUUGAACAGUCUUCAGCCACUAACAUGAAUAAUGAUGUGGAGACUAAGGAGGAUAAAAAGAAGUACGCUUUUGUGGACAUUUCUCCUGAAGAUCGAGAAACCCUAGUGAGGACUCCUUUUGGAAGUGCUGAUGAUGUCAAUGAGACAAGCUCCUUAAAGGAUGCUCCAUUUGAAGCUUCUCAAAAUGGAGCUACUUUUAAGCAGGAUGCUCGUACGACUGAGGGUUCUCAAUCUACGAUUUACAUAUCUGAAGGAACUUUUUCAUCUUCAUCAGCGACAGGUCCAACUUUAUCGGUAGAUGCUUUAGAGAAAAUGAUGGAAGAUCCGAUCGUACAACAAAUGGUUUACCCAUAUUUACCCGAGGAGAUGCGAAAUCCUACCACUUUUAAAUGGAUGCUACAAAAUCCACAGUACCGUCAACAGCUGCAAGACAUGCUAAACGACAUGGGCGGGAACAACGAAUGGGACACACGCAUGGUGGAUUCCUUGAAAAAAUUUGAUCUCGAUAGUCCUGAGGUUAAGCAGCAGUUUGAUCAAAUUGGGCUUACACCGGAAGAGGUAAUCUCGAAGAUUAUGGCCAAUCCCGAAGUUGCUAUGGCAUUUCAAAACCCAAGAGUGCAACAAGCAAUCAUGGAUUGUUCACAAAAUCCAAUGAGCAUAGCGAAAUAUCAGAAUGACAAGGAGGUGAUGGAUGUUUUCAACAAGAUAUCGGAGCUCUUUCCCGGGGUCACUGGCCCUUAAUUAACAAUAAUAAUAAUAAUCAGUGAUUCCAUCCAAUAAGCAAUAGCAAUAAGCAAUUGGAUGGAGAUGCUCUUAAUGCUGCGGAUUUAGAGGUCUUAGUGAGAAAUUUUGGAUGCUUCCUUUUUCUUGUUGGAAGUAGAAGACGGUGCUGGCCCCUGGCUGAGCUUUUAACUUUCGAAGAGUGGAGAAAGGAUGCGGAUGCACCUCAUAAUUUAUAGGCAUCAUAAUCUUAUAUUUAUAUUUAUCACUAGUAAUGAGCCCGCGCUCCGUUGCGGGGUAUGAUUUAGUUUUGGAAUUAGAUUGUUCAUCAAGUAUUUUUUUGUAGUUUACAGUUUCCUGAUGAAUAGAUUCUUAUACUAACAUUGUUCAACAUUGCAAUAUAACCAUUCCCA
Linum tenue is the source of this 2071-nucleotide messenger RNA. NCBI's taxonomy places the organism in Eukaryota, Viridiplantae, Streptophyta, Magnoliopsida, Malpighiales, Linaceae. The record is from the annotation of a GenBank genome assembly.